AUGAUGCCAAGGUGGUUAUAGUAUAACCAAAAGGAGGAGCCAGCAGUUCCUCGCUCUAUAUAAAUGAGCGCUCGGGAGAGCUCAUCUGUUUUUCUGGUCUGCUGUUAGUUCAUGUUAGUUCAUGUUCUUUUUAAUCAACACUGGGAAUUCUUUUUGGUUCAAAUUUGAUCUUCUCUGGUUUUUUUUUUUUUUUUUUUGAGUGUUUUGCUUUUUUUUUUUACAGAUUCCAAAGGUUUUUUUUUGUGAUAUAACAGGAUUAAGCAACAAGAAACUCUAGCAAAGAGUGAGACAGAACCAAUGAGCCGUAUGACACAGACUCUUCCUGAAUAAGCUCACUAAGCGAGCCUUUCCUCAAACCACAUUUGCUGAAAAGAAACUGCGAAAAAGAAUGUGGAGCCAAACAGGAAUCUGCGGCACAGUAAAUGCUUCUCACAGCUGUCUGUGACGAUAGUUUGAACAUUUCUGAAAACAAAGGAGCAACCGAUUUAUAUCCACAAAACAUAUUUUUGAGCUUCUAUCAUCCUAUCAAAGGAGCCAGGUUUUGCAGCUAUGGCCAGAUGCCGCAUGGAUUGCAUAGAAAAGCCCCUUCAGAGCUUCUUUAAGAAGAUGGGUGAAUCUGUUGGAUCCAAUCCCUGGUGGUUCCUCAUCACCCCCCUUAUUGUCUCUGCAGCUCUGGGAAGCGGGUUUUAUUUUACUCAGGACAGACUCUCCAACAAUAUUGAAGAGCAAUUUACACCUUUUAAUGGACCGGCCAAGACAGAGAGGAAGUACUUCAGUGAAAUGUUUCCAGAAGAUGAUUCCAUGUUUUCAAGUUUGCGGCAGACCACAGAUGGAAACUAUGCCACUCUCAUAGUUACAAGCGAGAGUAAUAUUCUGACUGUUGAAAUGCUUAAAGAAAUCCUCAGUUUGGACUCUAAAAUCAGGAACAUGUUGGUGGAAUUUGACAAGCAAUCAUUUAAAUAUGAGGGCAUCUGUGCUAAGGUGAUGGAAAAAUGCAAUUUAAACAUCAUUCUAGAUAUCAUUGACUACACUGCCAAAAAUAUAGACACUGUCACACUGACAUUCCCGUGGUAUCACACUGGUAACACAACACUGCCGUUGUAUACAAGUCUGGGGGGUGUGACAACUCAACGAGACACUUCAGUUGUUAAAAGCGCUAAAGCUAUACAACUCUAUUACUAUUUAAAAGAGGACAACAAAACAAAAAAUGACCUUUGGUUGGAAAGCUUCAUUAGUUUGAUCUCAAAUAGCUCCUCACCUUCCCUCCAGGUAUCAUACUCCACCUCAAUGUCAAUGCAGUGGGAAUUUGAGAAAUCUCCAGGCUCUGUCAUCUCUCUAUUUGCCAUCACCUACUCUAUUGCCAUCACAUUUUCCAUCAUGACUUGCUGGAGGUUGGAUAAUGUGAGGACGAAGGUGUGGGUGGGGUACUGUGGCGUUCUCUCUACAAGUCUAGCGGUCCUGAGUGGUUUUGGUUUGCUCUUGUUGGUGGGCCAGCCUUUUGUAAUGACAGCUGCCUCCUGUCCCUUCAUGAUUCUAGGUAUUGGGAUCGAUGAUAUGUUCAUCAUGAUCUCCUGCUGGCAAAAGACUCGUGUUCUGGACAGCGUUCCAGAGCGGCUGGGUGAGACCUACAAAGAUGCUGCCAUCUCCAUUACCAUUACCACCCUCACCGAUGUGCUGGCUCUCUUCCUGGGCUGCAUCACACCCUUUGGCUCAGUCCGGUCCUUCUGCCUCUAUGCUGGAAUUUGUCUUUGCUUCUGUUACUUCUACAGCCUGACCUUCCUGGGUGCAUGCAUGGCUUUAAAUGGGCAGAGGGAAGCAGAGAACAAGCACUGGAUCACCUGCAUCAAAGUCCCAAGUGAUGCAUCAGGGAAAUCAAAAGCCUUCUGGUUGUGCUGUACUGGGGGUCGGUACAACCAAGAUACUGAAAAAGAGGAAACAGAGCCCAUAAGUUAUUUUUUUGAGAACUUCUACGGUCCAUUUCUGACCCACAAAGUGACAAAAGUCUUUGUGUUUUUCCUUUAUGCAGGUUAUUUAGCUGCUAGUAUCUAUGGCUGCGUAAUCUUAAAGGAAGGACUUGAUACUAAGAACCUGGCUUUGGAUGAUUCUUACAUUAUCAAUUACUACAACCAUCAGGAGGAGCACUUCAAUGAAUAUAGCUUCAGCGCAAUGGUGGCAAUCAAGCAGCAAUUCCCCUACUGGGACAAAGACAAACGGAAGGAAUUAGAUUCUUGCAUUUUAAGUUUUGAAUCGCUGAAAUUUGUCAAUAACACAAUCGCUUGGUUCAUUUCCUAUGAAAACUAUGCAAAACGCAAUAAUCAGCCAAUAAGCUCCCAGAAGGAUUUUCUAAACAACCUAAGAGAGUUCUUACAAUCUGACCCAUUCUUAGCACAAGACAUCCAAAGGACUCCAGAGGGUAAGAUUAAGGCAUCUCGCUUUUUCCUUCAGACAAAAAACAACACACCGAUGGCAGAUAUGAUGGUGGAGCUCAGGAAAACUGCAGAGAAAUGUCUAGUGGAGCUCCUGGUGUACCACCCUGCUUUCAUCUACUUUGACCAGUACACCAUCAUUUUAGAUAACACCAUCCAAACCAUGCUCACCGCUGUGAUCGUAAUGCUUGCAAUCUCUCUCGUACUCAUACCCGAUCCUCUCUGCUCACUUUGUGUAGCUUUUGCCAUUGUUUCAGUCAUCACUGGCGUGACGGGAUUCAUGUCCCUCUGGGGUAUCAAUCUGGACUCCAUCUCCAUGAUCAAUCUGGUCAUGUGCAUCGGUUUCUCGGUAGAUUUCUCGGCGCACAUUUGCUACUCUUUUGUCUCGAGUCCCAAAACUAACGUCAAUGAGAAAGCUGUAGACGCUUUGGCGCUUUUGGGUUACCCAGUACUGCAGGGAGCACUGUCCACUAUUUUAGGUGUGGUGGUGUUGAGUGUGUCUGGGAGUUACAUAUUCCGGACAUUUUUCAAAAUCGUGUUUCUUGUCAUUGUGUUUGGACUGUUCCACGGCUUGACGUUUAUUCCAGUGUUUCUCACGUUGUUUGGGGCUUGUAGCAAGUCACGUUAAACUGACGUCCAGUGCAUCCUCCUACAGAUGUGAGAACAUUUAAAUUACACUCGCGCUAAAACUGUGGAUGUCAUGCCUUUAACUUGAGAUAUAUAUAUAUAUAUAUAUAGAUAGAUAUAUAUA
This is a messenger RNA of Oreochromis niloticus (Nile tilapia), 3177 nucleotides long. RefSeq names its product patched domain containing 3b (gene ptchd3b). Lineage: Eukaryota; Metazoa; Chordata; Actinopteri; Cichliformes; Cichlidae. Bases 550 to 3054 code for a protein of 834 amino acids. Gene Ontology annotation, cellular component: membrane. The transcript is spliced from 4 exons. The record is from RefSeq and is a predicted model, not a curated record.